Molecule: messenger RNA, 315 nt
Organism: Talaromyces rugulosus
Lineage: Eukaryota; Fungi; Ascomycota; Eurotiomycetes; Eurotiales; Trichocomaceae
Exons: 1
Coding region: 1-315 (104 amino acids)
Source: RefSeq, a predicted model, not a curated record
AUGAGAAACCCACUAUCGACCGAUCCAGUCGAUGCCCCACCGCUUCACCGCCCCGUCGUCCUCAAUAACGUGCCAGCCGAUCAUCCCGAGCUUCUAAACUUCAUCAAGUACAAGGAGGGCGAACCUUUCCUCGCCGUUCACGAUAGUCAACUGGUUGAGUUGAGGCGGCCUCGCGAUGUUAUGAGCUUUUCCGUCGAUCUGGCCAAUGCGGGAUACCAACCGGCACUCAACGCCACAAACUUUCAAAUCAGUGUCAAGGAUUCUCUGGAACAACUGGCUUACCGGUGGAAGUUCUUAUCCCAGCCUAAGAUAUGA